Molecule: messenger RNA, 4163 nt
Organism: Lytechinus variegatus (green sea urchin)
Lineage: Eukaryota; Metazoa; Echinodermata; Echinoidea; Temnopleuroida; Toxopneustidae
Product: hyalin-like
Exons: 19
Coding region: 1-4035 (1344 amino acids)
Source: RefSeq, a predicted model, not a curated record
AUGUGGAAUUGGCAGUUUGGUAUUGCGAGUCAGAAGAAGGAUGGUGGGCUCUGUGUAGGGUUAUGUACGAUAUAUGGCUCUGAUACAAGCAGCCCAACCAUUACUUCCUGUCCAAGCGAUGUUACUGUUAAUGCUGGCUCAAACCCCACUGCAACUGCAUCAUGGCAAGUGCCAACUGCCACUGACAUAGGCACUUCACCUCAAGAUCUGAGAAUCUGGUCAAGCCAUGAUCCUGGUGACGGAUUUGGUGUUGGUUCCACUCCUGUACGCUAUAUCUUCAUUGAUCAACAAGGCAACUUUGCAAAUUGCAACUUCAAUGUGAUCGUAACUGGUCAGGGCGGAAGCGUUGACAGCACACCGCCACAAAUCUUUGGGUGUCCAUCGAAUGUGGUGGUGCAGGCUCCUCUGGGCGCUACUGCUACCCAGGCUUCCUGGACUGCACCAACUGCAUCCGAUAAUCAGGGAACGGCCAAUCUGGUCUCUACCGCCAACCCAGGAGGCACUUUCCCCCUGGGAGUCACGUCUGUCAUGUACACGGCAACGGACGGUGCAGGAUUACAGGAUGCAUGCACCUUCAACAUCAUUGUGCAGCAGACAGGUUCUGGAGACAAUCAAAACCCCGUCAUAUCAGGAUGUCCCGGCUCUCAGACCGCUUUCCUUCCGGCUGGCCAGAAUACAGUCUCUGUAUUCUGGACAGCACCAACAGCAACUGAUAAUGCAGGCACGCCAUCUCUGAUCCCAGAUAGGACUCCUGGUUCACAGUUCUCUUUAGGUCAGACCGUUGUUACCUAUACUGCAAGAGACAGCUCUGGAAACACUGCUACCUGCAGUUUUGUAGUGAUCGUGACAAGCUCAGGUUCUGGAGACAAUCAAAACCCUGUCAUAUCAGGAUGUCCCGGGACUCAGACCGCUUUCCUUCCGGCUGGCCAGAAUACAGUCUCUGUAUUCUGGACAGCACCAACAGCAACUGAUAAUGCAGGCACACCAUCUCUGAUCCCAGAUAGGACUCCUGGUUCACAGUUCUCUUUAGGUCAGACCGUUGUUACCUAUACUGCAAGAGACAGCUCUGGAAACACUGCUACCUGCAGUUUUGUAGUGAUCGUGACAAGCCAAACCCCAACAGGCGAUACCACACCUCCAGUUUUGUCCGGUUGCCCAGGGACGAUAACCCGCCAGGUGGCUGCGGGAACCCCCACAGCUGUGGCAUCCUGGACGCCACCGACUGCUACCGAUAAUCAGGGCACAGCCAACGUCAUAUCCAAUGGAUUCAACCCCGGGAAUUCUUUCCCAGUGGGUUCUACAACCGUGAUCUACACAGCCACGGAUCAAGCUGGCCUGCAGUCCAAAUGUGCCUUCAAUGUCAUCGUUUCUUCCGGAGGAGGUGGAACUGUAGUUGACGGGAUCCCGCCUUCAUUGACCAGUUGUACCAAUGCAGCGUACGGUCAAUUGAAUACUGUAACCGGAUUUGCUCUCGUAUCAUGGGACCUACCCACCGCCACAGACAAUGGGAUGCCAAUAGAUUUCGACACCGGAGUCACGUUCACAAAUGCUUUUUUCCCAGAAGGCGUGAAUGGUCCAUUCGUUUGGAGGUUCAGUGACAAUGCUGGGAAUGAGGUUGCUUGUGAGCUCUUCAUUUUUGUUGGAACUGAGGCUCGCACAGACUUGACUCCUCCGGCUGUUACCUCUUGCCCAAGUGACAUCAGUGCGCAAUCUCCAGAUGGCGCUCCUGUCCCCGUCACGUGGACGACACCCACAGGUUUUAAAGCUGGCCAAGUACUGGAAGUUUCAUCUACUCAUGCAUCUGGAGACCUCUUUGGGGUUGGAACAACUCCAGUGAGAUAUGCUUUCAUCGACAACCAGGCAAAUGUUGCCUACUGUGAUUUCAACGUCAUUGUAACUGGCACUGGUGCUCCGACCGAUACCAAUCCUCCAACAAUCUUUGGCUGCCCGUCAACUCUCAUUUUGACAGCUACAGCAGGGGCAUCAGCCGCUGUAGCUGUAUGGACACCACCAACAGCAUCCGAUGCCGAGACGACUGCAGUCAUCACCGGCGACGUGAACCCUGGUGUCUUGGUGCCUGUGGGUGGAACACGUGUGGUCACAUACACGGCACAGGACCAAAAUGGGUUGGAAGAAGUCUGCACUUUCAAUAUCAUUGUGUCAGGAACUUCUCAAAAUCAAGCACCUCAGAUAUUCAAUUGCCCAACGUCUGCAUCAGGGGCCAUAUUUCCACCGGCAACCUCUGCUCCUGUCAGUUGGACACCACCCACUGCAACGGAUGAUUCUGGCGUGACCACGCUGACCUCUACAGCGCAACCUGGCAGUCAGUUCUUCCUUGGUGUAACUACUGUUGUAUACACUGCCAGGGAUGCGACAGGGCUGACAGAUACAUGCUCUUUUCCUGUCACCGUUACACAAGGUUCAUCUAACCAGCCACCCCAGUUCUUUGGCUGCCCACAGGAUAUGACUAGGAAUUUGCCCUCGGGGGUUGUCCAACUCUCUGUUUUCUGGACAGAACCAACAGCAACUGAUGACACCAGUACUCCAACUGUGACAUCUACCAGGAGUCCUGGCAGUUCCUUCCCCGCUGGAACAACCACGGUCACGUACACUGCACGGGACUCGGCCGGGCUUACCGCAACCUGUUCCUUUAAUGUUAUUAUUAUAGGGCAAACUGAUACCAUUAAUCCAGUAAUAAAUGGAUGCCCUGCUGGUGCGGACGGAACCCUCACCCCUGGACAGACCCAGACUAUGAUCUUCUGGAAUGCACCCACUGCAUCAGAUAAUUCCGGAAUAGUCACACUUACCUCAAAUUACGUCCCACCUGCUUCAUUUCCCCUGGGAAACACUCAAGUCACGUAUACUGCAACCGAUGCUGCGGGGAACACUGCUCAGUGUAUCUUUACUGUGUCUGUUCAAUUUCCAUCAACAGUUGACAGAACUCCACCAACUAUCAAUUGUCCUGCGACUAUAAUGGUUGUGGCCCAAAAUGGCCAAACUGUGCAGGUGAAUUGGAAUGUACCAGUGCCAAGUGAACAAGCAACUGUAGUGGCUAACAGAUCCCCGAAUUCAUUCUUUGAUGUCGGAGUGCAUUCCAUUGUGUAUACUGCAACAGAUCCGUCAAACAAUGUUGGACAGUGCUCCUUUGAUGUAAUUGUUACGGCCAACGAUGGGAGAGUGGCUCCUGUCAUUCAAAACUGUCCAACUCAGACGAUUGACUACGGUCUGUUUGAUAGUCCCAGUUGCCGUCCUCCGUACACUGAACCUACGUCAAGUCAGGCAGGCGUCACUGUCACCGUCUCUCCCCCUGGCACCUCACCGCUGACUAACUUUGAGAUUGGUAAUUAUCUGAUAGUCUACUCGUUCACCAACCCGCAAGGAUUACAGUCCGACUGCACCAUAAACCUUGCUGUUACCUCUGGUGGACACGUUUGCAGAUGCUUUCCAUGUGAAGUUGGUGUAUGCUAUUAUGACCCGCUACAAGUGGGAGAGUUCUUUUGUAACACGGAACAAAGGAGGAGAAGAAAGAGGAAAGCACACUGGGAAGAAAUAGUUGAAGACACUCUUGAUUAUUCCUGCAUUUGUGAAAAUGGAGGUCGCUGCAUCAAGACGCCCGAGGGAGAUCUAACCUGUGAUUGCCCGCGGGGAUAUUCAGGUGUCCUCUGUCAAAAUGUUGAUACCGUGGAAGCUGCUUUUGUUCCUGCAGUGCUCCUUGAAGAUCCAUGCUCCUCUUUCCCUUGUCUUCACAAUGGCACCUGUAUCGUUGAGAACCAGGAACUCUUCACCUGUUUCUGCCCACCAGACUGGACCGGACCUAACUGCGAGUCUUACUUUGAGAUACGCCAUGACUUUGGUGGACAUGGUGGCCUACAGAGGGCUGGAGGCAGGUCCAACCUCAUCUAUUUGCCUACCGUAGCAGCAAUGAUCCUAUUGGCUUUUGUCAUCGUAGUCCUCUCUUUCACCAUCUGUAGAAUCAUGCCCCAUGUUUCUGGUCAGACCAAGAACCGCCCAGAUGAAGUAGCGCGAGUCAACUAAAUCCAUGAAGUGUUAUCUCAUAGUUUAGAUAUUAUGCAUGAUAGGUUUAAAGGGAAAUGCCAGUAGUUGCAGUAAACACUGAUUUCAUGAGAAAUUCUGUAAAACCAGGCUUAAUUGUCAGUAUAUCA